AUGUCCAUUAAUCAUCCCAUUUCUUCUUCGUCUUCAACGAUUGCCGGCUCGGAGAUCGAGGCGGCAAGAUUCAAUCUAUCCGAAUGGGUCGAGGCCAAACUGUUCGGGAGUGUUGACCAAACGAAAACCAUCAAUCAUAGUUAUGAGGGGAACGGGACAGAAGAGGCACCAUUCAUUGUAAGAUUUAUGCCCGAUGAUCCGCAGGACGCCACAACUUUGCCUAGAGGCAAGAAAUGGAUGAUCACUCUUCUUCAGGCAGCGGCAACUUUAGCGCUCACCUUCGCAAGCUCGGCAUAUUCUGGCGGCAUUAGGGAAAUCAUUGGUAGUUUUCAUGUGUCGCAAGAGGUCGCGACCCUCGGCGUCUCAAUCUUCGUCCUUGGAUUCGCCGUUGGGCCGCUUAUUUGGGCUCCUCUGUCGGAGUUGUAUGGCAGGCGGAACAUCUUUAUCAUCACUUUCAUGGUUUUGACAGUGUUCAACGUUGGUGCGACCUGCGCAAUGAAUAUUCAGACCUUGCUCACCCUUCGGUUUUUCGCCAGCGCUUUUGGGUCUUCCAUUUUAACCAAUGCUGGCGGCGUGAUCGCCGAUAUGUUUGAUCAGUCUGAGCGUGGGCUCGCGACAAGCAUCUUUGCCAUGGCUCCAUUCAUGGGACCGGUUAUCGGACCUAUUGUAGGUGGCUUCCUUGGGCAGGCGGAAGGCUGGCGAUGGCUCCAUGGCCUUUUCGCAAUCUUCACGGGAGUUCUAUGGAUUCUAGGCAUCUUUCUAUUCCCCGAAACAUACGCACCCUUCACUCUUCGCCGUCGUGCCGCUAUGCUAUCCAAGAUCACAGGAAAAGUAUACAUUUCGACACUGGAUGCUGGUCAGCCACCGAAAUCGAUUCAACACCAACUCAAGACAGCCCUAACACGUCCAUGGAUUCUGCUGUUCAAGGAACCCAUUGUCUUCCUGAUCUCACUCUAUCAUUCGAUCAUAUACGGCACACUUUACAUGUGCUUUGCAGCUUUCCCAAUCGUCUUCCAGAUAGGACGAGGCUGGAGUCCUGGUAUCGGGGGGUUAGCAUUCAUUGGAUCUGCGGCUGGCGUUUUAGCCGCCACACUGAUGUCGAUAUUCGAGAACAAUCGGUAUUCUCGUCUUGUAGUUUCGCAGAAAGGCUCAGUAGACCCUGAAGCUCGACUUCCUAUGGGGUUGAUUGGGUCCAUCUUCAUCCCCAUAGGCUUCUUUUGGUUCGCUUGGACGACAUUUCCAACCAUCCAUUGGGUUGUCCCAAUUAUCGGGACCAGCUUCUUCUCUUUUGGCCUCGUGUCGGUUUUUCUGUCCCUCACAAACUACUUGAUUGAUUCUUAUGUCGUUUUCGCCGCUUCGGUCCUGGCCGCUAAUUCAGUCCUGCGAUCGUUAUUUGGUGCUGCUUUCCCGUUGUUCACUCGGCAAAUGUACGACAGGCUCGGGAAUCAAUGGGCUAGUUCCAUCCCAGCUUUCCUAGCUCUCGCCUGCGUCCCUUGUCCUUUCUUGUUCUACAAGUACGGUGACAGGAUUCGGAUGAAGUGCGAAUAUGCAUCCGAAGCCGCGAGAGUCCUGGAAAAGAUUCGUGCGCAACACGUUUCGACUACCGAGGAUGAAGCUGCAGUUGAAGCCGAAGAGAUUUGGAGAGCGAGGUCUCAAGUCAGUGCAUGCUGA
Clonostachys solani is the source of this 1671-nucleotide messenger RNA. Lineage: Eukaryota; Fungi; Ascomycota; Sordariomycetes; Hypocreales; Bionectriaceae. The record is from the annotation of a GenBank genome assembly.